AUGCAUUGCUUUUGCAGCCUAGAGGAGUUUGAGAAACGUGAGCGUCAUGCUCGUGAACGUGCAGCUGCUGAGAAUGAGCUAGAAGGUUACGCGUUCGAAGUGAGUCAGCUAGUGGAAGAAGAUGAUUACGUCAAGCAUUCCACUGAGGAGGAGAGGAGCAAGCUGCUGCAAGAGUCGAAGCGCAUACGAAGUUGGUUAGAAGACGAAGUAACCCCGAACACUGAGACUGGCGAUUUUACGAAGAAUCAUGCCAUUUUAGUGGCACUGGUACGACCAAUAAAGAAGAGGAUUGAUGAAGGAAAAACACUCCCGCCUGCGUUGGCGAACCUGGAGUCGAUGUUGAAUUCGUCGCGUGUCAUGGCCAGCAUGGGCGGUGACGACGAGAAAUCGUUGUUCAACAAGUCCGAUGCUGAUGCGUUCAGCAAGAAGCUGGAUAGACUGACGACUUGGUUGGAAGGAAAGAAGGCAGAACAAGAGAAGAGACAACCCUAUGAAGAUCCAGCAUUGAUGACAAGUGAAGUGUAUGCCAAGUUGAAAUCAUUGGAUCGCGAGUUGAACUCGUUCAUGAAGAAAAUGAAACAGACGAAGCUUAAAGAUGUUGAAGAACGUAUGAAGAAUGAUUCUAAGAAGGAUGACAAAUCAGAGAAAGAAGAAAAUGCUACAACAGCUGAGAAAGCUGAGCAGUCUACAACAACUGAAAAAGAUGGCACUACGGAAGAAAUAAAGAAGGAUGCCCAAAAAGAUGGUCAACCACUUGAUGCCGCAGAGGAAGCGCCAAAAGUUGAGAAAGAAGGCGUCAAGGAAACCGAAGAUGCAAAGUCUCAAGCAACCGACGAUCCGGAUGCAAAGGUUGAUAAAGUGGAACUGUAG
Molecule: messenger RNA, 870 nt
Organism: Ostertagia ostertagi
Lineage: Eukaryota; Metazoa; Nematoda; Chromadorea; Rhabditida; Trichostrongylidae
Source: the annotation of a GenBank genome assembly